This is a messenger RNA of Mastomys coucha (southern multimammate mouse), 1584 nucleotides long. It is a transcript of the gene Fam3d, whose product is annotated as FAM3 metabolism regulating signaling molecule D. The record is from RefSeq and is a predicted model, not a curated record. Bases 564 to 1235 code for a protein of 223 amino acids. Lineage: Eukaryota; Metazoa; Chordata; Mammalia; Rodentia; Muridae. The transcript has 10 exons.
UGCCCCAGCUCCACCUAGCCCUCCCCUCUCCUAAGUACCAGCUGGUCUCCAGGAGACACUCAAAGUUGGCACAUUACUGGCAACUGCUCAGCUCCUCAGGGCAACACAGAAGGUUUAAAAAGGAUGACCCAGACCCUGUCCGGGACACAAGAAGGGAGAAAAUCCUGGUUUAAGCUCUCUUCUGAAACAAAAAGUACAAGAAGUCAAAGCCUGAGGGGAAUACCAGGGACCCUGUAGCUGUAGAUGUGUGUCCAAAUCUGUCCCCUUGCUUCUACCUGAUGAAUGAAUGACCUUGGGCUUAACCAUGGUGGGCUGUCUUUACUGAUCCAUGAAGAGAUAUUCAUAAGGCACCUGGCAGAAGCUUGCCUGCGGAACACCAGUCUUGCCUACUCCUGUCUCCUCACAUCAACAAAAGUCACUUCCUUUCACUGAUGUUUUGAGUAGCUGACAACCCUGGACAGUCAGGCGGGAGUGGAGAAGAAAUAGAGAAAGGGAGGGAGGAAGGAAGAAAGAGAGCGGAGAAGGGUUAACGCUGACCCCAAGCCAUUCUUCACUUCAACAGGAUGAGAGUGGCAGGUCUGAUUCGUGUUGUGGUCUUCAUCUUCACUGUGGUCACCAUGUGGGUCUUCCUCCGCAACUACACCAACUUCAGCAGGAAAACCAUCCGUCUGCCACGCUGGCUGGGCAUGGCCCCCAAAGAGAUCCAGACCCCAAAGUUCAAGUGUGGGCUCAGCAAGACCUGCCUAAACAACUUCUUCGCAUUUAAAAUCAGCAGUGGAGCUGCCAAUGUUGUGGGUCCCUCCAUGUGCUUUGAAGAUGAAAUUAUCAUGAGUCCUGUGCGAAACAACGUGGGCAGAGGCCUGAACAUUGCUCUGGUGAAUGGAACUACCGGCCAUAUGAUGAAAAAGGGCAGCUUUGACAUGUACUCUGGAGAGCCCCAACUCCUGCUGGACUUCCUUAAAGAAAUUCCAGAUAGCACCCUGGUGCUGGUAGCCUCCUAUGAUGACCCAGGGACCAAAAUGAAUGACAAAAUCAGGACGCUCUUCUCCAACCUGGGGAGUUCCUAUGCCAAGCAGCUGGGCUUCCGGGACAGCUGGGUCUUUAUAGGUGCGAAAGACCUCAAGAGUAGAAGCCCAUAUGAGCAGUACCUAAAGAACAACCCAGAAACAAACAAGUAUGAAGGAUGGCCGGAGCUACUAGAGCUGGAGGGCUGCGUGCCACGGAAAGUAAUGUAGGGUAACCUUGGCCCUUUCUGGCCCAGGGAGCCAAAGAAACGCCCAACUGACUUGAGAGCAGAACCCAGGAGUGCUGGGUCUGUGCUGACAGGAGCCGACUGGGAGGAAGAAAGGAGAAGCCAUAUGGGAUGCUCUGAUCAUCUCCUACACAAAGUGACUCACUUCCCCUCUAAGGAAGCAGCAGCCUCCCACUGCCCCGUGGUGACCAACUUGAGGAUGGGCAGCCUUGGGGCCUGUGGAACCGGCUGUGAUGGAGAGAAGACGACCUUCCGAGACUGCCCGUGCUUGUCUCCAGAAGGACUGGCUGUCUACACUUACUUGAGCAGGAUUAAAUUCUAUUUUUGCUGAU